AUGGACAACUUUUUUACCAGCAUUGCCCUUUGCAAAACACUGAAAGGCUUUGGAACUUACACUGUGGGAACUCUACGUUCAAAUAGAUUGGGAUAUCCAAAAUGCCUCACAGAUAAAUCUUUGCUCAAGACAAUGAAACAGGGAGACCAUCACUCCACAACUACUGAAGGGAUAACAGAAACUGUCUGGAAGGACACAAAAGAUGUUUCCUUUCUGUCAAAUGUGCAUUCUUCUAUGGGACAGGAUAAUGUGUCAAGAAAGAAACAAGGUGGAUCAGUUGUUGCAAUAACUGCUCCCACUGUUGUAAAGGAUUACAACAAGAAUAUGGGUGCUAUCGACAAAAAUGAUCAACUAAAGAAAACAUAUGCCAUUGAUCGCAAAUCAAAGAAAUGGUGGAUGAGCAUAUUUUUCCAUCUUUUAGAUGUUUGCAGACUCAAUUCAUUUAUUAUGCAUCAGCAGUGUUAUCUGAGUUGGAACAGUGGCCCUGUGGAGGAGGAUGUAGCCCCUAGGAUGGACCAGAAGUCAUUUACUUCUAAACUGGUCAAAUCCCUUUGUGGAACAUACACAUCACGCAAACUAUGGCUGCCCUUAUUUGUCACUCAGUUCCAUAUCUCUUUGUGCAUCAGGCCAUGA
Messenger RNA from Stylophora pistillata, 633 nucleotides. Its product is annotated as piggyBac transposable element-derived protein 4-like. NCBI's taxonomy places the organism in Eukaryota, Metazoa, Cnidaria, Anthozoa, Scleractinia, Pocilloporidae. The record is from RefSeq and is a predicted model, not a curated record.